Molecule: messenger RNA, 1419 nt
Organism: Sungouiella intermedia
Lineage: Eukaryota; Fungi; Ascomycota; Pichiomycetes; Serinales; Metschnikowiaceae
Source: the annotation of a GenBank genome assembly
AUGAAACCAUGUACGGAAUUGGAGACUGAAGAACUCUCCGAGACUGACCCAUCGAAAAACAAAGAGUCCUCUCCUCCCAAAAAGAAAACCAGCAUCCUCGAUAUGAGUUGGCUAACUAGUUCAGAAGACGACGCGUUCUACCGUGAUCUUAUAGUGAGUGCCAGCCAGAAAUCUAGCAUGAAACCUCCUAGUCUCCGCAAGCAAGUUCUUAAUUCAUCUCCGACGCUCGAAAGAGUGAGUAGGGUGGACUUUACUGGUACUUCAUCUGCAUCGUUGAUUCUGGAAUUGUCGCAGGCGAGACAAGAGAACCACAGCUCGAAGCGAGUUAAAUAUUCACCCACCGGAGAGUUUUCUGACCCAAUCAGCAGCUCUUCUGCUGUUUCCUCUCCUCCACCAGCACCCAAAGUAGCCAAGUCGAAAGCAAAAGGAACAACCAAAGGAAACAAACCCAAAGAAUCCAAAACCAAAAAUGGCUUUUCCGACAAGGAUUGGCGCUUGGCUAACAAAUUGAGACGUACCAGAGAUGAAAUCCUCAAAGAAAUGAUCGUGGAAGUAGCUCUUUGCCUCGAGGAAUUGAUUUCAACCGAACAUUUCAAAGAAUGCUUUUCAAACUCAGCUGUUCGAAGGACGUAUUUGGAAAUUCCAUUGGUCUCAUGGAAAAGGAAAGUCACAGCUGACUACAAUGCUGAAGAGGAUGUGUUUGUUCCAUGUGAACCUAAAGAAAUUUCUGAAAGAGUGCUCGCUCUCUAUUAUGAACCGCAAGAUCUAAUCGAUAGAAUACAAAAUGGGAGCUUGGAGGUCCACAUCAGUACAGCACUCAGACGAGCAAAAAUAGAGAAUCCGCUUCUGAAACAUCAUUUGGUAAUUCUCGUGCCGUGCUUUAAAGAAUACCUUCGCAAACUCCAAUCUGCGGAAGACAAGAGAUAUCGAGAGCAAAUGUUGCUGCAGAUGAACAUGACAACUACAAGGCAACUCGACGAAGAUGACCAUCCUAUGAGCGCUAGCGAAGCUCAAAAAUUGCUAAUAGAGACCGAGGUGUCGUUGGGUGUGAAUAUUUUUUUAACCAGGUCAGUCGAGGAAACCAUUGACUGGCUUACUAGUUUCACUUUCACUAUCGGAAAUUCGUUGUAUGACAAACAUGAACGAAAUCCUGAGUUUGCUAACUUUGGACAGACUAGACUGGGAAGUGACCGCAAGAGCACGUUUGUGGAGAUGAUGAAAAAGUUCAACUUAAUGUCUAAAAUGAAGGCAGAGAAACUCUACGAAUUCUACACUUCUCCUGCCAGCCUUUUCAAAAGACUCAGCGAGAAAGAUAAUUUGGGCACAGUCAACGGUAAGACCAUCGUGCCUCCUACAGUGAAUUCGGCCAUCAGAAGGGUAUUCACGUCGUCCGACCCGAAUCAGGUAAUCAAUGACUAA